UUCCGUUGGUCUCUCUGCAGAAAAGAAAGUAAGAAAAACAGAGGAGAAAGAAAAAGAAACAUCAAAGAUGGCCACAAAGGAAAGCGUCUUCAUCAGCUGCGGCGGUGAGGACACUCGAUACUCCUUCGUCAGCCACCUGUGCAUGGCUUUCUGCCGCAGAAACAUCUCCAUUAACUUGUCGGAAAUAGAGGAAGCCAAUGCUUCUGUCGUCGUUUUCUCCCAUGACUAUGCCUUCUCCGAGCCAUCACUGGAUGACCUCGUCAAGGUUUGGAGACUGCGCCUCGAGAAUGGCCAUCUCGUGGUUCCGGUGUUGUACGGCGUGGCUCAAUCCGAUGUCGAGCAACUUAAUGGGAGCUUCGGGGAAGCUUUUUCCGAACACGAGGGCUCGGAUUCGGCUCAUCGAGUGCCCGAAUGGCGCAAGGCCGUCGUGGAAAUCGCUCGUUUACCAGGCCACGAAUGUAAUGCUCAAAUAAGUGAGUCUAAAUUCGUGGAAGAUAUCGUCACUGACGUACACGAGAAGCUCUUUCCCACCGAUAAACUUGGAAUUCAAUCGAUCUUGCUGGAGAUAGAAGACUUGAUUUGCCAGCAACCGUGGGCCAUCCGCUGUGUAGGAAUUUGGGGUAUGGGAGGCAUUGGCAAAACCACCGUCGCUCAAGCUGCUUUUGCUAGAAUGUCUGAACACUAUGAAGCUUCUUGCUUCAUCCCAGACUUUGACGAAUCCUUCCGCACAAUGGGUCUGCACCGUCUGCGGGGAGAAACCUUACCCGCAGUGUUUGACAUAAACAACCGAAGCCACCCUAGACGCCGUAAAAGGUGUCUUCUUGUUCUUGAUGACGUGAGCAAUCCUUUGGAUGCGGAGUCUUUUCUUGGAGGGUUUGAUCGGUUUGGCCUGGGAAGCCUUAUAAUCAUAACCUCCAGAGAUAAGCAAGUGCUCGUCUAUUGUGGGGUCAAACAGAUAUACGAGGUUAGGGGUUUGAAUGAGGACGAGUCUCUGCACUUAUUCUCGCGGCGUGCAUUUGGGAAAGACGCGAUGAAGAAGGAAUUCCUGAAUGUGUCAGAGAUGGUUGUUGAAUAUGCUAUGGGUAACCCUAAAGUUCUCACCUAUUAUGGAGAAAAGCUCAAGGGAAAGAAACCGGCCGAGAUGAAGAUGGCCUUUCUCAAGCUCAAGCAACAUACUCCCCAUAAAAUUAUGGAACUAUUCAAGAACAACUACGACUCUCUUAGUGACAAUGAGAGGAAUAUAUUUCUGGACAUUGCUUGUUUCUUCGCGGGAGAAACUGUUGACUAUGUGGUGCAGCUCUUUGAAGCUUGUGGUUUCUUUCCACGUGUUGGGAUCGAAGUUCUUGUCUAUAAGUCUCUUGUGUUUAUCUCAGACAACAGGGUUGUAAUGCAUGAUCUGAUCCGGGACGUAGCUCGCCAGAUCGUCAAUGGAGAAACAACACAAAUUGAGAGGCGUUGCAGACUGUGGGAGGCUUCCAUCAUCAAGUAUCUACUAGAAGAAGUUGAUCUUCAAGUAAAUGGUACGCUAGAUAUCCAAGGCAUAUCUCUGGACACGUCUGAAUUAAGCUUCGAUGUAAAAUCAAUGGCAUUCAAGAAAAUGUAUGGUCUUAGGGUUUUGAAGAUUUACAAUUCCAGUCCUGGAAAACAUCCCAGAGUCCGGCUUCCUAAUGGCCUAGAGUCUCUGCCUAAUGAGCUAAGGCUUCUCCAUUGGGAAAAUUACCCUCUAAAAUCAUUGCCUCAGAAAUUUAAUCCUGAGAACCUUGUAGAGCUAAACAUGUCUCAUAGCAAAAUCAAGAAGCUAUGGGAAGGGACAAAGGAUCUCCGGAAUCUAAAGAUGAUCAGAUUAAGCCACUCCCGACAGCUAACUGAAUUCCCAAGGCUUUCUAAGGCCUUGAACCUUGAGCAUAUCGAUGUUGAAGGAUGUACUGGUCUGGUGAAAGUCAGUUCAUCUAUUCAGUAUCUUGGCAAGCUUGUUGUCUUGAAUCUGAAGGGUUGUUCUCGUUUGCAAACUCUGCCUGCCAUGGUUAAUUUAAAAUCCCUAGAAGUUCUUAAUCUGUCUGGGUGCUCAGAGCUCGAGAAUAUUCAGGAUUUCUCAGAAAAUAUAAGAGAGAUAUAUCUCUCUGGGACUGCAAUAAGAGAAGUUCCUUCAUCGAUCGAGAAUCUCAGCAAACUUGCUAUACUAGAUUUAGAAAAUUGCAAAAGGCUUCAGCACCUGCCGAUGGGAGUGAGUUACUUGAAAUCGCUUGGGACCCUUAAGCUGUCUGGCUGCUCAAAUCUGGUGGGCCUUCAAAAUCUUGAUGCAUUAUAUCUAAGAUGCUUGCAACAUCUCGAUGCAACAAAGACGACAACCAUGGAAGAAUCCUCACAUCUGUUUUCACAUCACUCUGCUAUUAAAGAAUCAAAGUUGGAUGGGUCACAAUUCUUUCAGAACUCUUUCGCUCUGCAGUUCAGAUCAGAUACUUUGGAUGCGCAUGGUUGUACGUCUCUGGAGUCUAUUACAUGGUGUUUCGAACGGAUUCCUAGACAAUGCCUACUCAGUAAUUGCUUUGCUCUAUCUCCGGCUGUGGUAAAAGACCUUGCAGCAAAAGCUCUGGCUGGUUUUGAGCACAUGGAAUUGUUUGGAGCACCACCUGAACUCGAGGUAUGUCUGCCCACUUCUGUAGGAGAAAUCCCCACAAUGCAUAUCUCUACAGAUCCUCGGAUAACAAUGCAGCUAGCAUCUCAGAGAGAGCAGCCCGUGGGCUUUGUUUUGUCAGUUGUUGUGGCGUUUUCGGACAAUAACUCCAGAGACCUUAGUUUUGGGGUUAAGUGCAUAGGCAGUUGGAGAGCCAGAAAAGGGUUCUGCCACAGCAGUGAGAGAAUCUUCUGGUUUUGGGAACCGUGGGAAGACGCACCGAAGCUUCGACAUGACCACACGUUUGUCUUCUGUCAACAGGUAAUGAAGCCGCGCGCUGUCAUAAUGUAUGAUGAAGUUGAAUUUGAGUUCUAUCCUGUAAAAGAGUGGGGUAUGCGUCCACACGAUAGCUGCACGGUGAAGCAAUGCGGAGCCUAUGAUGUCAAUGCUCUGAUUGACAAGCAGAGCCCGUUUCCGUGGAAAGAGUGGAGUGUGGCCUCAAAGGAAGGGAAGCUUGUGAAGCAGAUGGCUUCUGAACCCAAGCAUCCUCAGGAAUCUCCUCCUAUGAACCCUGAGACUCCUCAUAAAUGACCACACUCGCCGCAUCCUGUCUCCCGUUGAACCCGAGGAUACAAUACAUAUGUGUAUGUGUAUAGUCAAUAAUCUGUCAUAUUACGUAGUCAUCAAUCUCUAUACCUUACCAAUACUGGAAAUUUGACUUUUUCACGUUUA
This is a messenger RNA of Tarenaya hassleriana, 3346 nucleotides long. RefSeq names its product probable WRKY transcription factor 16. Bases 68 to 3205 code for a protein of 1045 amino acids. Gene Ontology annotation, molecular function: ADP binding. The transcript has 6 exons. NCBI's taxonomy places the organism in Eukaryota, Viridiplantae, Streptophyta, Magnoliopsida, Brassicales, Cleomaceae. Gene Ontology annotation, biological process: signal transduction; defense response. The record is from RefSeq and is a predicted model, not a curated record.